AGAGGUUGGGGUCCUUUAAGGGUCUCGCCUGCCUGCCUGCUUACCUGCCAUCGAGUACCGCCGCUGUUCGAAAAGGUGAAAGAUAGCCGACUCUGCCGCGAGACGCAGUCGCCCUUUGGAGCUAUGAUGGUGGGAAAGACGAGCGCCAUCGCCGCGGCGGGAGUGUGCGGGGCCCUCUUCGUCGGUUAUUGUAUUUAUUUCGAUCGGAAGAGACGCAGCGACCCCAACUUCAAGAACAGGCUCCGGGAACGGAGGAGGAAACAGAAGGUGGCGAAAGAGCGAGCUGGCAUGGCCAAGCUUCCGGAUCUUCAAGACGCUGAGGCCGUCCAGAAGUUUUUCCUGGAGGAGAUCCAGCUGGGGGAGGAGCUCCUGGCCCAAGGCGAUUACGAGAAAGGUGUGGAGCACCUGACCAACGCCAUCGCCGUCUGCGGACAGCCUCAACAGCUCCUGCAAGUCCUCCAACAAACGCUGCCGCCGCCCGUCUUCCAGAUGCUUCUCACCAAACUGCCCAGCAUCAGCCAGCGUAUCGUGAGCGCACAGAGUCUGAGCGAGGACGACAUUGAGUGAAGUCAGCCGUCCUCAUCUUCCAUGGCGGCGACACCCGUUUGGUCGGAGGGACGCCCCGCCCCGCUCUGUCUGGAAGCUGGCGCCAGCCUCUCAUCUUGUGUCGAAUUUUGAUGUCCUGUUUUUGUCAUCGGCAGAAUAAACGCCAAAGUGGGAAGAAACGUUGUCCUUCAC
Syngnathus acus (greater pipefish) is the source of this 738-nucleotide messenger RNA. Its product is annotated as mitochondrial import receptor subunit TOM20 homolog. Gene Ontology annotation, cellular component: mitochondrial outer membrane; mitochondrial outer membrane translocase complex. The transcript is spliced from 5 exons. Gene Ontology annotation, molecular function: transmembrane protein transporter activity. Bases 124 to 567 code for a protein of 147 amino acids. The record is from RefSeq and is a predicted model, not a curated record. Lineage: Eukaryota; Metazoa; Chordata; Actinopteri; Syngnathiformes; Syngnathidae. Gene Ontology annotation, biological process: tRNA import into mitochondrion; protein targeting; protein import into mitochondrial matrix.